UCAUACAAUUAACUUGUUAAAAUCCUAUUUCAAACAUAUUUUUUUGCGUAGGAUUGUAAUUAGGUUAUAAACCUGAAGCGGGCGAUAAGCUCUGCCAUUACUGUCAACGGUUCUCACUCUUUUAUUCGGAUAAUUUAUGCUGAAAAUCCCAUAAAACGAAUAUGUAAUUGUUUAACAGUGUAUUAUUUUCACCCUGAGUGCUAUUUUUAUCUAUUUCCAAAAGAGGAUUGGUCGUAGAAGCGCCAAGCUUGCUACGUGUCUAAUGGCGGUGAAGUAGGUUUUCGCGCGCGUUAGUGACGGAUUCGUGGCAUUUUUUGGAGCAGCUGACACGAUUAUUUUUACGAUUCAACUAUCCCCGGGCAAUGCCAGGGGCAACAUAAAGCAGCUCCAUAGCUUCGCCCACAAUGGCAGAAUCUGGCUCCUCAUGUGAAAGCAGUGAAACUUCUAUGGCAUUGAAGCGGAAAAGAAAUUCUACUGAUGAUGAGGAGCAAGAGAACAUGCCCCCACGCAAAAUAUCUCCAAAAAUAGAUAAUGAAUUGGCUGACCAGCCAGCACACAAUGUCAUAGUGGAGUCAUCCUGCUCCAGUGAUGAUGAGGGCUCCCACUAUGAAAUUAUUGACAACCAACCACGGAGUGUAUUCACAGACCUUGACUAUGGUGAUAGCUUUCUGAGCCCUCCAAGCAUACCUGACCUUCCCAACUGUGUUCUAAGCCCCCUGGAGAAUGUGGCUAGAGGCGAGUGCACCCCACACUCUAACAAAAGGCCUGGUGCCAGCAAAUCUGACUAUCCUUCAUCACCAAAACGCAAAUGUCCACUCCCAGGCUUGUCCUGGGCAGACCCCACUGAUGUCUGGAGGAAGAUGUGUGAGGAGGACAACAGAUCUACCUCCAAGAGAAACCCCAGCAUGUUUGACAAUCACCCUAGCCUUCAGCCUAGGAUGAGAGCUAUAUUAUUGGACUGGCUGAAUGAGGUGUGCGAGGUUUAUAAACUCCACCGAGAGACAUUCCACCUCACAGUGGACUACGUGGACAGGUAUCUCUCCAACACAGAAGACGUGCAAAAGGGCCGUCUUCAACUCGUAGGUAUAACAUGUUUAUUCAUAGCGGCCAAAGUAGAAGAAGUGUACCCACCGAAGAUCGGCGAGUUCGCGUACGUGACCGACGGCGCGUGCACGGCCGACGAGAUCCUUCUAGAAGAACUGCUCAUCCUCAAGAUCCUGUGCUGGAGCCUCACUCCCAUAACCGUGAACAGCUGGCUGAACGUUUACAUGCAGCUAGCGAGCGAAGCGCGCGGCGCCAAGCGCAGACUUAUCAGUGAAAGUGACAGUGGUGUGAACGCUUUCCGAGGGUACACAUUUGUGUUUCCUCAGUACUCCUCCCUGGAGUUUGUGAUAUGUGGACAGUUGAUAGACUUGGCAGUGUUGCAUGUGGAUGUAAACACGUUUAACUACAGUAUGGUGGCGGCGGCCGCCAUGGCACACACGUUCAAUAAGGAGCUGGCGUUGAGAGUGUCAGGCUACACAUGGGACACCCUCGAGCCGUGCUACAGCUGGCUGGCGCCCUUCGUCUCCGCGGUGCGCGCGGAGGGCGCGGUGAGCGUGGUGCGCGGCGGCGACGGCGAGUUCGUGCACAGCGCCGGCGGCCUGCAGCUCAUCUGUCCCGACCUCAACGUGGACGAGAGCCACAGGAUACAGUCGCACAACGUCAGUCUGGAUAUGUUUGAUAAAGUAUACCAAUACUUCCUGGAGCAGUCGCAGUCUCAGACGGACGCGACGCCGGGCACCUCCCAGGAGCACUUGUUCCCGCCGACGCCGCCCGCCUCUGACCAGAAGAGCCCCAAAACGCCCUCCACAAAGACUCCAUCCACUAGGCAUCAAAUCGUCGCAGAGGUCAGAUUACACGUGCACGUCGAGUGAGGUUAGGAUAGCAAGGAGGUUAAUGUUGGAUAUGUUCUUUUUUGCGUAUAUUGUGUGACGUUGAGAUUGUAGCAAAGUUUUCUUGACAGGAUGACUUACACAGAGAAGUAUUAGGUUACAUAGGAUUUUUUUAAUACCGUAAUUCCCACCCAAAUAUUUUUAAGAUGAACUCAACACUUCGUGUGUAGUCAAGAUAGCCAGGUAAGUUAAGAGCCGUACAACAUUGACACCUUAGGGAUUUACUAACCGGACUUGAGUGAUUAUUUCUAACUGUGUGGUCUCGCUUUGUAACUCACUAAAUACUACUAAAUGCGCGUUUUUGCAUGAAACUUACCCUUUAAUUUAUUUAAGGUGUCUCAUAAUGAUUCGAUUAGUCUUCCAAGAGCUGUAUAUUAUUGUAGUUCUGUACAUACAGAG
This is a messenger RNA of Plutella xylostella (diamondback moth), 2333 nucleotides long. RefSeq names its product cyclin E (gene Cyce). Lineage: Eukaryota; Metazoa; Arthropoda; Insecta; Lepidoptera; Plutellidae. The record is from RefSeq and is a predicted model, not a curated record.